Rhizophagus irregularis DAOM 181602=DAOM 197198 is the source of this 489-nucleotide messenger RNA. The record is from RefSeq and is a predicted model, not a curated record. NCBI's taxonomy places the organism in Eukaryota, Fungi, Glomeromycota, Glomeromycetes, Glomerales, Glomeraceae.
AUAAUUUUUAGAUUAAUCAAUUAUUUAAAGUCAAUUAUUUAAAUUCUAUUUAGGGAAGAAAAAUCUUUAAAGAUUAUUUGGUUGAUUUUUGUUGGAAUUUCGGACAUUUUUUCCAUUUUUCUUUUAUAUGUAAUUACAAUCAUAAACAAAAAACAAUUCAUAUUAUAUAUUAUUAUAUAAAAUGCCGACCGGCUUGGCAAAAAAAAUAUUACAUCUUCUCUUGUAUUUCCCCUUUCCUUUGUAUCUUUAAUUAGAGUUAUAUUUAAUUAUCUGGGUUUUAUAAUUUUUUUAUGAACUUGAUUUUAAUUUGUUUAAUUUUCUUUUUUUUUUUUAUCCUUUCUUGUAUGUAUACUUUCGUAACUUUUCUUAGAAUUAUAUUAAUUAAUUGCCAAGGUCCCGGUUUGGGAAAAGUUUUCCCCAAUUUAUUAUUUUAUUUAUUUUUUUUUAAAAAAAAAAAAAUUUUAAAAAAUUUGAUAUUUAGGUUUUUAU